Molecule: messenger RNA, 1080 nt
Organism: Austrofundulus limnaeus
Lineage: Eukaryota; Metazoa; Chordata; Actinopteri; Cyprinodontiformes; Rivulidae
Product: OX-2 membrane glycoprotein
Biological process (GO): negative regulation of neuroinflammatory response; heterotypic cell-cell adhesion
Cellular component (GO): axon; cell surface; neuronal cell body
Molecular function (GO): cell-cell adhesion mediator activity
Source: RefSeq, a predicted model, not a curated record
GAGAAGAUGCUCAUCUCAGCUGUCAGCUCCUGGAAACUAAAGAAGUCCUUCAGGUUACCUGGCAGAGAAGAUUUAAUCAUGAACGAAGAAACAUCGGUUCUUAUGACACAACCUUUGGUGAAACAGCGAAUCCUGAGUUUGUAAAUGAAGUUCAGUUUCUAGAAGCUGGACUGCAAAAGAACUCUAUAGUUCUCAUGAAUAUAACAGAGGAGGAUGAAGGAUGUUAUUUGUGUUUGUUGAACACCUACACUGAUGGAUCUCUGACAGCAGAAACCUGUCUCCAUGUGUAUGAGCUGCAUGAACCCGUCCUUCAUGUCAGAGAAGCAAGCUCUCCUGAAGAGUCAGUUGUGUGGUGUUCAGCCACAGGUGGACCUGCUCCCACUGUAACUCUGACUGUUCCACAACAACACCUCCACUUCUCACAGUACAACACCACCAGAGUCACCAACAGCAACAAUACAGUCACCGUCACCACCACAGCUGUGCUGUCAGGUCUCCAUGAUGACAGCACACAGGUUGGAUGUGCAGCCAGAGUGGACUCUGGUCCUCAGAUGGAGGUGGUGAAGAGGAUUUCUGAGCUCAAACACACGUCUGAUGAUGAUUUGAAUAAUACAUCUGUAACUUCUGGCAGAGGUUUAAGUUGGCCURCUYUUGUUAUAUGUGUGUUAACCUMUGUUGGUGCAGUCUGUGGUGCAGUUCUCUGUGUUUGGUACAGAAAAAAGACUCCAAAAAGCGAUCUUCAGCCUGAUGUCAGAACUGAAAAAAUUACAAUCAAAGACACUCAGAGGUCUGAAGAACCUUUGAUACCAGAUCUUGAUAUCAGACAACGAUCCAGACAGAACAGUGACCCGCAGUCAGCAUCAUGACACCAACAAGACUUUAUUCUGAUCUGUGCUUAAUGUUUUAGUUCAUCCCAAAAAAAAAAUGGCUGUAACAAGACAAGCAAACCUGAACUUAAAUUUCAACUUUUCAGACAUUAAGUUCAGAAAAAACUUCAGUAAUUGUUUAUUAAUAGAAGAGUGGUGCUCCUUUCAGUAAUGUUUAGAUUUUGACUGGAUUUUUUAUUGAUUGAUCUUUUUA